UAAAGGAAUGUAUAAAGGAUGAUGAUGAUGAUGAUGAUGGUGAAUCCAGUCACGCUGGAUUUGCUGGUGAAUCCAGUUUUGCUCCUCCUACUCAAGAGGAUACAUCCAGUAUAAAGGAAGAGGUGUUUUUAUCAUCUGAAGAAGAAAGUCAGUGUCUUGAACCUCAAGAGAGUGAUAGUCCAUUCAAAAUCAAGACUAAUGACUGUGAUGAAGAUGGUGGUGGUGGGGAUGAUGAAACAAUGAUGAAGAUGAUGGUAAAUCCAGCGCAAAGACAGGUAUAAUCUCAUUGACUAUUCUGCAUCUAUCCACAAUCAUGUCCAAGUAAUGUGGCCAUUGUUCAUGAUGACAAAUUAAGUUACACCCAGAUUGUAAUACAUUCCCUUUAGAGUGUCUUUUGGAGGAGUCUCUGCUGAAAAAGAAUUUGAGAACAUUAGUGACAGUUGUGCUGUACCAGAGGUAUUCACACCAGAAUGCUGUCCAUACAAUGAGAGGAGAUCAUACAGGUUCACUUGCUCCUCAGAGGGUCUGUUUCAGUGCUGGUACACAGGAUUGGUGUUCAAGAUGGAGACGGCGGGUGAAGUUCAGUACCGAACAGAGCCAUGGAACUGUGUACAGCUAGUCGAUGGUUAUGUACCAGCAGGACCCCUGUUUAAUAUCAAAUGCCCACAAGGCACUCUGUCACAGUUACACUUCCCACACUGCGAGUUGUUUUCUGGGAAAGGAUGCUUGUCAGUAAUUCACAUCAGUGACUCAACAAAAUCUGAAAUGCUUGAUCCUCACGAGAUAACAGACAUUCACGUGGUUCUAAAUAUCAGUGGAUGCUCUGAAUAUGGCUUGAUAAAGAAGGAAUACACCCCGAUCCAUGGACUUGUGUUGCUAUUCCUGCAGCAGUCUACACUGAAUGUUCUGCUGUUGCCAAAGAAUGUUGAUAUUUCUGAGGUAACAGAGAAAAGGAGGGAGAGGAUUGAACCAGAGAAAGAAAAAUAUGUGGAGACAACAUCAAACUGCGUACUUGUUCCUGAAGAGAAAUACUGCCUAACAUGUGAUCCAAAACAUGUUAUAGAUCCUGAAACAGCCACGUUUGUUGACUAUGACUACAACAAGAACUAUAUCCCAACAUUUCAGGUUGAGUUAUGUGAAUGCGUCAAGGUUAUGAUGGUUCUGAAAGAAAAUGACAAGGAAGAGCCUGUAUGGCAGCGUACUGUAAAGCUAGCAGCAUUGCAGACAGAAAGAAACCAGAGUGACUCCAACCCGUCAAGCUCUUACACACCACUCGGUCAGAAGUUUCUCCAAAAACACAAGGCAGACCUUGAGCGCCGACUGACGAUCCUGGGUAACCUCCUGACCCAGCUCGAAAAAAGGAAGGCCCUUACUGGUGAAGAGAGGGAACUGUUGAACAGCAAACCCACCCGUCAGGAAAAGAACCACGUUCUGCUCACCAUGCUUCAGAAUAGAGGAGGCAAAGCCCAGGAGAUUUUCUACCAGACCCUGAAGAAGUUAGACCCACUGCUGGUGGAGGACCUGGAGAAGCCAAAUGAAUCUGAAGCAGAAUCAGAAUCAGAAUUUACAGAACAAGUCCAAUGACAUUAAAAGCUCUGUGAUGUAAAGUGCAUAUGCAACAUGAGGAGACAUACAACAAAGCUUGAAGCUGACAUACCACUUUAACGCACCACAUUAACCUGAAUGGAGGCUUAAGUGCUUAAAAGGGAAAUCCGGCCAUUUUUAACUCCAACAUCUUUUUCCUUAGGGUCAUCCCGUGUUAGGGUAAGCAAAAACCCCAACAAAAAUGGAUUCAACCAAACCGGAGAUCUUGUUUUACAUCACAGAUGUAUGUAAAAACAGAAUAAAUAGGUGGGUGUUAAAACAAGAGACAGGUUAUCAGAAUGAUGAGAGAAAGUGCUCUGGCAUUGGGGAGGAGAUUAGUCUUUGUUUGAGUUUGACAUGGUUAUGGCCCUGGGGAUGAAGCUGUCUCUGAGUCUAUUGGUUCUGGAUUUGAUGCAUCUGUAGCACCUUCCAGAGGGCAAUGGGUUAAACAUAUGGUGGCAUGGGUGUGAAAUGUCUGUGAUGUUUCUUGCUCUGCUGAAACAGCAAGAGUUGUAGAUGUCAACCAGGGUGGGGAGGGGCAGCUGACAAGUUUCUGCACAGUCUUUACCCUAACCCUGACCUAUUUCUAUCUGCUUCAGUGCAGCUGGUAAACCACACCAAGAAGUCAGCACGUUCCCAAUGCAAGCUCUAUAGAAGGUCUCCAGCAGCUUGCUGUCUAGUGUGUUCUUCCUGAGUCGCUGCUGGGCGCACAACUUUACGCAGAUGGCUGCUUAUAAAUACCAACCUGCGCUGAAUUGUGCGUGCGUGCACGAGCGCCAUACUCCGCCCAUUGUCGUCCCACAAUAUUCCAUAAAAGGUCAAUGCGAAACGAUUCAUGAUUAAGCUAACAUUAAUACCAAACAUUUUAUUGGCUAUUGUUGAAAUGAUGGAGACGUCACAUCAAUCUGGAGAAGGAAGUCAAAAUUGGCAGACAGUGAUAUGACAUUGACAAGUGUACCCAUGUGAAAUAAGUACAGGUAGGUACUUAAUAACCGUAUCCACUUUGCCAUGUGUUUGGGCUCAUCAUAUACAGCGCACCAUAAGGUGCAAAUUAUUAAUAUUUGUACUGAAACAUAUACCAUAUGGCUAAUAAUGCGUGGGGCAUUAUUUCUUAUCAGCUGGGUUUCUGGUUGUCUCAGAAUACCUUGCGGUCUAUUAAUCUGUGGCUUAAAUGAGAGAAAAGACGUAAGGUGAGUGUAGCGAUGUUCAGUGGUGUGCGUUUUAAUAGAAUAAAUCUUCUAGGAGACUUAGAGAAAAGGUUUUAUGGCUUCCUAUUAUAGGCGCUUAUUUUGUUCACAAAAGCAAUAUCUCCUUACACUUCUGUGGGUGUCAAUGUCAGCAGAAGUCAACAUAAAAAAAUGGCAUUAAUUUUAAUGAAUUUCGCAUCAGGCUACACUGUAAACAUUAAUAUUAUUUAGGCUAGCAGUCAGCUCAAGUAGCCUAGUAGAUUGCACUGUGGGGAAAGGCAUGAUUUAGGCUAAAUUAAUAUCUUAUUAAGAAACUAUCAAUAUCUUACUAAACAUGAUUUACUGAAAAUGUUUGCAGUUUAGUGUAGACCUAUUUGGCUGCAGCCUUGGCUACAAACCUCAUAGCCUGCGAUAUGAAUUAAUGAUAGUGAUCACAAAGGUACAGUAGUAACAUAAUAAUAUGCUGAAGUAUUGAGCCCUUUUUUAUGCCCUCUGAGCUUUAUUUUGUGAUUUCAAAAGUAAAAUAAGAGAGAGUAAUCCGCACACCAACUCCCUUGGUGUGUAGAUCACUCUCUCUUGUUUUACUUUUGGAGUUAUUUCUCUGAUCCAGCACGGUGAAAAGGGAUGUGCGUGGUCACAUGUCUACUUUCUUUUGUGAUUUCACCAUUAGAUGUUGCUGAUUCACAUGUCUGAUAACCUUUAUGUGUAACAGCCUUUAUAAAGUAGCCCCUAGGAGAGGUCCACAGAGAUGUAGGUGCCAAGAAACUUGAAGGUUUUUACCCUAUCUACACAGACACCAUUAAUGUAGUGGGGUGUGGUCAGCUCUGUUUGUCCUUAAGUCCAGUAUGAUUUCUUUGGUUUUGGUUUAGAAUUAGGUUGUUGGCCGAGCACCACUUUGUCAGCGCAUGGUCCUCGUUCCAGUAAGCUCUGAGUCAUGGCAUUGUAGAACUCAGGAUUCUAGAACGGAUAGUUCCGGUCCUUGAUUAUGAUUGGCUGAAUCGGGUUUGAUGCCGUUUUACACAAAAAACAUACAGUACACCUUGAUGGCAUUUCGUUCUGUAUUACUGUGCUACCACAACUUGAUACAAAAGUUAGAGUUGCUACGUCUCAUUGUUACUUGGCAACCAUUCUGAUAUAUUUUUUGGCGGAAGAAUGAUUAUCUAUUAAUCAAGAAUGUGGA
Alosa alosa (allis shad) is the source of this 3951-nucleotide messenger RNA. RefSeq lists its product as uncharacterized. NCBI's taxonomy places the organism in Eukaryota, Metazoa, Chordata, Actinopteri, Clupeiformes, Clupeidae. The transcript is spliced from 9 exons. Gene Ontology annotation, biological process: regulation of apoptotic process. The record is from RefSeq and is a predicted model, not a curated record. Bases 562 to 1584 code for a protein of 340 amino acids.